GAGCGGCGGCACUGAUUAGCAAGGCAAAGUGUGGAGUUUUCAGCGACCGUCAGCGAGCUGCGAAGGACUGCUCUUUUAAAUGACGUCCAACAGCGGCGAACACGCACGGAUGAUACAAACGAAACGAGAGCAACGCAAGUAGUCCGCGCGGACUUGAAUUUCGAGGAGUUGUUCGGAGCCGAGCGGCGGGAGAGGGAGCAGGAACACCCCAAUUAAUUCAAUGGGAAUGCAGGGAAUUAAAUAGAGACGUAGGUAUUUAGUGCGCCUGCGGGUGUUUGUGGCUCUGCAAACCCAUCCUGAGCCCGGACGGAAAACUUGAGCCCCACUUACAAUUGACUUCAGCGGUCACGUCUGGAGAGGUGAUGUCUUGACUCGGCGGUCUCUCCAGCCCAGUAAAGACGUGCCACUGCCGGGGGCUGCUGCUCAUGGGAACUCCUGCUCCGCCAUGAGUGCUCGUGAUGGCGUUGGUGGAAUGGGCACCUUGGGCCGGCGGCCGCGCUUCGAGAACUCCGAGUUCACCCUGCGCAUCUACCCAGGCGCCCUGGCCGAGGGCACCAUCUACUGCCCGAUCAGCGCCCGCAAGACCACCACCGCCGCCGAGGCCAUCGAGCGCGCCAUCGAGCGCCUGCAGCUGGACCGCACCAAGUGCUACAUCCUGGCCGAGGUGAAGGAGUUCGGCGGGGAGGAAUGGGUGCUGAACCCCUGCGACUGCCCCGUGCAGAGGAUGAUGCUCUGGCCCCGCGUGGCGUUGGAGCAGCGCACGCUGUUCGGCGGCGAGGAUUACCGCUUCCUGCUCCGGCUGAAGAACCUGGACGGCUCGAUCCACUACGGCGGCAGCCUCCAGAUGUGGCUGCAGGUCACGGAGGAGCGGCGGCGCAUGGUGGAGCGCGGACUGCUGCCGCAGCCCCAUCCUCAGGGGGACCACGCCGACCUGUGCCACCUGCCGGAGCUCAACGAGCGCUCGCUGCUGGACAACCUGCGCUCGCGCUUCCGCCAGGAGAAGAUCUACACGUACGUCGGAAGCAUCCUCAUCGUCAUCAACCCGUUCAAGUUCCUGCCCAUCUACAACCCCAAGUAUGUGAAGCUGUACGACAAUCACGCGCUGGGCAAUUUGGAGCCGCACAUUUACGCCGUGGCGGACGUGGCGUACCACGCCAUGCUGCAGAGGGAGAGGAACCAGUGCAUCGUUAUAUCGGGGGAGAGCGGCUCUGGGAAGACGCAAAGCACCAACUUCCUCAUUCACCACCUGACCGCCCUCAGCCAGAAGGGGUUUGCCAGCGGAGUGGAGCAGAUCAUCUUGGGGGCCGGGCCGGUGCUAGAGGCAUUUGGGAACGCAAAGACGGCCCACAAUAACAACUCGAGUCGCUUUGGGAAGUUCAUUCAGGUGAACUACCAGGAGAGCGGAACCGUGAGAGGAGCAUAUGUGGAGAAAUACCUGCUGGAGAAGUCGAGGCUGGUGUAUCAGGAGCACAAUGAGCGAAACUACCACGUGUUUUACUACCUGCUGGCAGGAGCGAGUGAAGAAGAGAGGGAAGCCUUUCAUCUCAUGAAGCCUGAAGAAUACCAUUACCUCAGACAGAUGACAAAGUCUACCCGCCAACUGCACUGGGACAGUUACUGUGAGAGUGAAGCGGACUGCUUCACAGUCGAGGGAGAAGACCUGAAGCAUGACUUCGAGAGGCUGCAGCUGGCCAUGGAGAUGGUGGGCUUUCUUCCCUCCACACGCAAAAAGAUCUUCUGCCUGCUGUCGGCCAUCCUUCACCUGGGCAACAUCCGCUACAAGAGGAAGACGUACAGGGACGACUCCAUCGACAUUUGUAACCCCGAGGUGCUGCCCGUCGUCUCCGAACUGCUGGAGGUCAAAGAAGAGAUGCUGUUCGAAGCUCUGACAACCCGGAAGACGGUGACCGUCGGAGAGAAGCUGAUUGUUCCGUACAAACUUUCCGAGGCGGGCACGGUGCGAGACUCCAUGGCCAAGUCCCUGUACAGUGCUCUGUUUGACUGGAUCGUCUUCAGGAUCAACCACGCCCUGCUCAACAUCAAGGACCUGGAGGAGACCACCAAGAUCUUGUCCAUCGGCGUGCUCGACAUUUUCGGGUUCGAGGAUUUCGAGAACAACAGCUUCGAGCAGUUCUGCAUCAACUUUGCCAACGAGCGUCUCCAGCACUACUUCAACCAGCACAUCUUCAAGCUCGAACAGGAGGAGUACAGGGCGGAGGACAUCAGCUGGCACAACAUCGACUACAUCGACAACACGGGCUGCAUCAACCUGAUCAGCAAGAAGCCCACGGCUCUGUUCCACCUCCUGGACGAAGAGUGCAAUUUCCCUCAAGCCACCAACCAGACUCUGUUGGAUAAAUUCAAGCGGCAGCACGAGGGGAACAGCUACAUCGAGUUCCCCGCUGUCAUGGAGCCCGCCUUCAUUAUCUGCCACUAUGCUGGCAAGGUCAAGUACGGGGUCAAGGAUUUCAGGGAGAAGAACACGGACCACAUGCGUUCGGACGUCGUCGCUCUGCUGAAGAGCAGCAAGAACGCCUUCAUCUGCGGGCUGAUGGGCAUCGACCCGUCGGCCACUUUCCGCUGGGCGGUACUCCGAGCCUACUUCAGGGCCCUGGUGGCUUUCAGAGAGGCCGGCAAGAGGCACACGCAGAAGAAGACCGGGCAUGAUGACGCUGCUCCCUGUGCAGUUUUGAAAAGUGUGGAUAGUUUUAGUUUUCUGCAGCACCCUGUGCAUCAGAGAAGCUUAGAGAUCCUGCAGAGAUGCAAAGAGGAGAAGUACAGUGUGACCAGAAAGAGUCCUCGUACGCCACUGUCGGACCUCCAUGGAAGCAACACCAUCAACGAGAAAUCCCCACGGAGUUCUCCGGGCCUCGGCUGGAACGGGCGUGUGGGUCGACUGAGCCGCCUGUCGUGCGGCAGCGCCACCACAGAUGAAGGCGGCAUCUUCGUCAACUCUGCAAGCAGCAAACUCCUGGAGCGAGCCCACGACAUCCUCAUGAGGAACAAAAAUUACAAAUCCAAGCCGGUUCUACCGAAGCAUCUGCUGAACGUCAAGUCCCUGAAGUACCUCAGCAACCUGACGCUCCACGACCGCAUCACCAAGUCGCUGCUUCACCUCCACAAGAAGAAGAAACCACCCAGUAUCAGCGCACAGUUCCAGGCCUCCCUCUAUAAGCUGAUGGAGACUCUGGGUCAGUCUGAGCCGUAUUUUGUCAAGUGCAUCCGUUCCAAUGCUGACAAGCUGCCUCUACGGUUUAAUGACAACCUGGUGCUGAGGCAGCUGCGCUACACGGGGAUGCUGGAGACCGUGCGCAUCCGACAGUCGGGCUACAACAUCAAGUACAGCUUCAAGGAUUUUGUCCACCACUUCAGCGUGCUGCUCCCGGAGGGCACCAGGGCCACCAGAGACAGCAUCCAGCAGUGUCUGGACCAGCUAGACCUCCAACCAGAUGGGUCCCAAGUGGGGAAGACGACGGUGUUCUUCCGGGAGGCUGAGCGCCAGCGGCUGCAGGCCGUUCUCCACACCGAAGUUCUCAGACGCAUCGUCGCGCUGCAGCGGCGCUUCAGAGCUCUACGGGAGAGAAAGCAGUUUGUCAGAAUGAGAGAGGCAGCGCUCUGCAUCCAGAAAUGGUGGCGUUUGUACCGGCCCAUAGACGAGGAGGAGGAGGAGGAGGAGGAGGAGGAGGAGGAGGAGGAGGAGGAGGAGGACUAUGCCCCUCGCGUCCAGGAGGGGGCGGCAUUGUGUUUGCAGACGCACUGGCGAGGUCACAGGGAGCGUCAGCGGCUCAGGCUGUGGAGGACGGCCGCCGUGGUGCUGCAGAGGGCGUGGAGGUCAUGGCUGUCCCGGCGCGGCACGGCGGCUCUGGUCGUCCAGACGGCGUGGCGCUGUCACCGAGCCAGAGACGCCUACUUGCGUCGGUACGGCGCUGCGGUGCGACUCCAGGCCGUGAGCAGAGGCUUCCUGGCCAGGCAGAGCUUUAAAGAACUGAGAGAUCAGAGAUCGAGGGAGGAGGAGAAGGAGCAGCAGGAGAAGCUACAGAAUGGCCAGGUGAUUCUCUCGCCAGAAGAAGAAGAAGAGCAGCAGCCGCCUGAGAGGAUCUUGGGGUUGGACCUCGGCACGUGGGAGGAUCGCUCCUACGAGCAGCGAGAGAGGAGCCUCCAAAUCCUCAGCAGCCACGAGGGAGCCGCCAAAGAGGAAGGAGAAGGACGAGAACACGCCGGGACACGAGACGGCCCCUCUAAGGCGCAGACCGACGCCUCGGACUCCAUCCUGACGUCCACCGUGGUGGUGCGAGAGAGGUCCAGAACUUUAGAUGAGCCCAGCCAGAAAACCACCCGGGCCAAGAGAGAGAGCCGGCGGAUGAGAGAGCUGGAGCAGGCCAAGUUCAGCCUGGACCUCCUCAAGGUCCGGGCUACCUCCACCGGCGGCGGCGGCGGGGCCUCGUCCCCGUCCGAGGAUCGGCGCUGGUCCGUGGAGCUGGUCCACCCGGCGACGCCGCCCCCUCGUUCCCCUCAGGGCACGCCCGACAGCCACAGCUCCAAAGGCAGCUUUGAGAUUCUCAUCGCGGACGACGAGGCGCCGGCGGCUGCGGAAGAGGUGGCGGACGGUGAGGACCGCUGCUCCUCUCUUCCUUCGGUAGCGCCUGAGCCCGGCGCGGAGGCUGGUUCCUCGAGCCCGAAGCCACUGGAGCCACACGGGACCGAUGCCGCCGCCCGCCAAGACGGACAGCGCCGGACCAAAAUGGACCCGGCGGCCCCCUCCGCCCCCACGCAUCCGCCCAACAUCGAGAGCUACCUCCCGACCUUUUACGUCCCUGCCGGCAAGGCCGGCGCAGACGCCUCCCGUCGUCCUGCCGAAGAGCCCAAACAAAACAAAGAGGCGGCCGUCUCCACCGGCACCGCGGUCACCAAGCUCCUCGUGGAGAGGCGGGAGUCGCCACGGCGGCCCGUGGUGGUGGUCAUCAGCAUGCAGAAAGAAGCGCCGCUGAGCCCAGAGCUGAGCGACAUCGUCCGUCCCGCCGCAGAGGCGCGAGACGCUGGGGCGCUCGACCCGGCCCUCGUCUCUGCGUCCGUCCCGCGGGUCGACCAGGCCGUCAUCGAGAAGCUGGUGCGGCUGAACGAGGAGAAGGAGGUGAGGCAGCGUCAUCAGCAGCAGCAGAACGAGAAGGAGAUGAUGGAGCAGAUCAGACAGCAGAAGGAGGCGCUGGGGCAGCAGCGGUCCUUCUUCGCUCGGUACGAGAAAGACAUGUUCGAGAAGCAAAGAGGAGACGUGCUGCACAGGAUACAGCAGAGUCGACACGCCGCGCCGCCCCGUCGGCCCAGCUCCCUGCUCAUCGAGGGAACGGCGGCGGACGCUCCUCACGCCAGAACGCAGUCGGACUCCACGGCCCCGUCGGCGCACUCUCCUCCGGCCGCCGCCCCUCACGCUCACCUGCCCCCUCCGCCCGCCUCCAUCACCAGAGAAAGACGCAAGGAGAGACGGCGUGACGCCGAGGGCUGGGCGCCCAAGCUCACGCUGGAGUCCAAAGAUGGAGGAGCGAGAGCGUCGACGAGGGCGUCGACCAAGAAGACGCCGAGCGAUCCAGGCAGCGCCACGAGUUUGACGGACACGCCAAACAUCUUCUUCUCCCCAAAGGACAAAGUCACUUUUACCAACAGGUUUGACCGCGAAGCCGCCAGAGAGACGCCAGCAGCCGUCCCCAGAGCCCCGUCCCCCGUCUCCAAGCCCUCUAAAGGGGCGAAAACACGGGAUGUCGGAAGAGUGGGCCAAAAAAAGAAAGCCAGAAUGGCACGAACCCGCUCCGACUUCCUCACCCGAGCCCUCUCAGUCGGGGGCGAUUCAGAAGAGGACGACUAUGAAGGCGGCGACGGCGGCCCCCGCCAUUACAGUCUGCCCAUCUCCAAGCAGGGCGCCACGGACGCGGGCCUAACAAAGUCCUGUUUCAGUGACUCCGACAUGCCCGCGAGCUCCGAGGAGCAAAAGAAGUUACACAAAGCCAUGUCGUCAGGAGAUUUGGUCAAACAGGACUCCAUACGCAAGACCUCUCAAGAUGGAAGUCUGAUCAGGGGUCGUAGGAUACGUUUCUGGAGCAAGACAAAGUAUGGGGAGAAGAAGACGUCCAGAGAGAAGCUGAUCUGUGGGUCCGAUUCCCUGGACGGAGACGAUGGGGACACCGGGCCGCUGCUGGGAGACGGUCAGGAGAACAUGUCGCCGCCAUGCAGCCCGGACCUGAUGUCGGACCGCGUGUUCAGAGAGUUGAAGGAGAACAAAGAGCCGUCUCCCAAGGUGAAGCGGCGGCGCAGCGUGAAGAUCAGCAGCGCGGCUCUGGAGCCCGCCCAGUGGCAGAACGACGCGCUGCAGAUCCUCACCUGCACCAACGACUACAGGAGCAUGAACGACUUCCUCAUGAAGAAGAUCAACGACUUGGACACCGAGGACGGGAAGAAGGACACCAUGGUGGACGUCGUGUUUAAAAAGGCGUUGAAGGAAUUCCGGCUGAACAUCUUCAACUCGUACUCCACGGCUCUGGCUAUGGAUGAUGGGAAGAGUAUUCGCUACAAAGACCUGUACGCUCUGUUUGAGGACAUCUUGGAGAAGACCAUGCGGCAGGAGCAGAGGGACUGGAGGGAGACUCCGGUCACGGUGUGGGUCAACACCUUCAAGGUCUUCCUGGAUGAGUUCAUGACGGAGUACAAACCUCUCGACAGCACACUCGGCAAGCAGUUGCCUAAACCUGAAAGCAAAAAACGGAGGAAAAAGGACACUGACAUUGUGGAGGAACACAACGGCCACAUCUUCAAGUCCACCCAGUACAGCAUCCCCACGUACUGUGAAUACUGCUCGUCACUCAUCUGGAUGAUGGACCGCGCCUGUGUGUGCAAAUUGUGCCGCUACGCCUGCCACAGAAAGUGCUGCCUGAAGACGACCACCAAAUGCAGCAAGAAGUUUGAUCCGGAGCUUUCCUCCAGACAGUUCUGCGUGGAGGUUUCUCGUCUGACGAACGACGAGAGGAUGGUGCCCCUGGUGGUGGAGAAGCUCAUCAACUACAUUGAGAUGCACGGCCUCUACACUGAAGGGAUGUACAGAAAACCGGGCUCCACCAACAAGAUCAAGGAACUCAAGCUGGGACUCGACACAGAUGUUGAUAACGUGAGUCUGGACGACUACAACAUCCACGUUAUCGCGAGCGUGUUCAAGCAGUGGCUGAGAGACCUGCCCAAUCCCCUGAUGACGUUUGAGCUGUACGAGGAGUUUAUACGUGGCAUGGCUUUGCAGGAUAAAAAGGAAACGAUCAGAGGGGUGUACGCCGUUAUUGACCAGCUCAGCAGAACUCACCUCAGCACUCUUGAACGCCUCAUAUUUCAUCUCGUCAGCAUCGCCUUACAAGAGGACACAAACCGCAUGUCGGCUAACGCCCUCGCUAUAGUGUUUGCUCCCUGUAUCCUGCGCUGCCCCGACACCAUCGAUCCACUGCAGAGCGUCCAGGACAUCGGGAAGACGACUGCGUGUGUAGAACUCAUCAUUUGUGAACAGAUGAAUAAGUACACAGUUCGGCUAAAGGACAUCAGCAGCCUGGAGUUUGCAGAGAAUAAGGCCAAGUGCAGACUGACCGCCCUUCGACAGUCGAUGGGGAAAAGCCACGUGCAUCGACUGAGCUACCACGCGCCCUCGCCGCCGGUCAGUCCGCGGCUGCCGUCCGUGGCCGAACCCGCGACGGAAAGGAGCGGCAGCGAAGACGGAGACGACUCGUUUGCCAAAAUCUCGGAGCAUGAGCAGGCGGCCAUGCUGCAGGAGGAGAGGGUGCUGACGGAGCAGAUCGAAAGCCUGCAGAAAGAGAAAGAGGAGUUGACUUUUGAGAUGUUGACUCUGGAGCCACGAGCAUCGGACGAUGAGACCCUCGAGUCGGAGGCUUCCAUCGGUACAGCCGACAGCUCUGAAAACCUGAACGUGGACUCCGAGGGAACCAUUUCUGACUUCUCUGAGAGAGGUCCCGUGCUGACUUCCCCCUGGCCGCGGAGGUCUGACAUGACAGGCCCCCGACGCCGCGCGCUCCGCCGGCAGCCGGACUCUGUGGACUCUUGCUCCAGUGUUUCCUCCUACUCUUCAUUAUCACACUUCCACCCAUCGUCCUCUUCCUCCUCCGCCAGCACCCGCCGUUUAAAUUUCCACUCAAAGUCUUCCACGUCGGGCUCAAGUCUGGCCCAGGCCCCGCCUCUGAAUGCACCGCAAGCCUCCCGAUCCGACAGCACAGACAGUGGCCCCGCAGGAGAUCAGGAGGGAGGGUACGACGAAAGGCCCCAGUUUACAAGCAGAGGCACCUUCAAUCCGGAAAAGGGCAAACAGAAACUUAAAGGGGCCAAGCUUCCCGCCCAGAGGCACUCCAGAGAAGGCCGCGGGCCCGGCAGGGACCCUCCAGACAUACCACAGCACCUGGUAUUGUAUGGCAGCAAUGAAUUCAUGGUAUGAAGGACUCUGGGACACCAACGCACUCCCUAUCCGACUCCCUGGCAGACGUAUUGGUUCCCACAGGGAAGUGACUGACCUCCACUCCUCAAAGCACUCCUGCUUAGCCUUUGUCUGAAAAAAAUAAAAUGUCAGAAAAUGUCCCCAAGUGCCGUGUACAGUGUUUCCACCUCCGGGGGGGGGGGGGGGGGGGGAGGGGAGGGGAUCAGGGGAAAGCAUCCUCUUAUGUGGACUAAACUGCCACCCCAUGCUCUCACAGUGCCUCCGCAGCAGAGGACGUCGGAAACAGGCGUGGAGACCACCAAGCAUCAGGGAACGCCACGGAGCUGGAAAGCAGCAGACAUUCAGGACACGAGGAGAAAGCCGGCAAAACAUCAGGCGUCACUGUGAACGCAAAGCUCACAAUUAUUAGCUGCUUUCUGAGUUUACAGUUCAUAACAAUCAGUGUAAGCAGUUGUUGAUCUGUUACUUUAUUUUCCCCCUUAUUUAAAUAAUUUUAAUGGCAAAGAAAUUCUUUAUGGCAUAAUAUACAGGUAUACAUGCUGUACAAAGCCGGAACACCAGCCUCUGCUGGGUAGGGUAGUUGAAGUCAAAUAUUUAUCUUUUUUUUCUUUUCUUGAGUAUCUUGGACGGAGAUGUACGGAUUUGGGAGGUGGUUGAUUUAUGUUUGUUUAUGUGUGUGUGUGUGCCGAGCGCUUAUGCAGCUUGACUGUACGUGUGUGCGAGAAAGAGAACAAACACUUUGUGUGUUGUGAGUUUGUGCUGCUUUUUCCCCCCAACAAGGGAAAUAACGCCAUCAAAGGGACCAAGUCAGCUGGUGUUUGUUAUUCCAGCCAAAGGGGAUCCCAGCUCUGUGAAAAUGUCGGAUGUGUAUAAAAUCCAUGCAUUCACUGCUUAACAGCCAUGCUACAAUUGUACAGUAAAGUUCAUAUGUACAGUAGAGUGGACAAAUGCCAUUCUAUUCUUGAAACCUAUUGUUACCCCCCACCUCCUGUCUCCUGUAAAGUGUUUGCUCAAUAGCAACCAAGAAAGAACAUAAAAUCAGUAUGUCUUUUGUUUUUA
Molecule: messenger RNA, 9526 nt
Organism: Pseudoliparis swirei
Lineage: Eukaryota; Metazoa; Chordata; Actinopteri; Perciformes; Liparidae
Gene: myo9aa
Product: myosin IXAa
Exons: 43
Coding region: 446-8467 (2673 amino acids)
Biological process (GO): intracellular signal transduction
Cellular component (GO): myosin complex
Molecular function (GO): protein binding; microfilament motor activity; ATP binding
Source: RefSeq, a predicted model, not a curated record